Molecule: messenger RNA, 994 nt
Organism: Plodia interpunctella (Indianmeal moth)
Lineage: Eukaryota; Metazoa; Arthropoda; Insecta; Lepidoptera; Pyralidae
Gene: Taf9
Product: TBP-associated factor 9
Exons: 3
Coding region: 205-915 (236 amino acids)
Biological process (GO): DNA-templated transcription initiation; RNA polymerase II preinitiation complex assembly
Cellular component (GO): SAGA complex; transcription factor TFIID complex
Molecular function (GO): protein heterodimerization activity; transcription coactivator activity; RNA polymerase II general transcription initiation factor activity
Source: RefSeq, a predicted model, not a curated record
GUGUCAAGCAAGCCAACAGCGUUGCAAAAUGUUGCAAUACAGCGUUCAAAGAGUAAAUUAAUAUAGCAUCGUUACUUUGCUUUUCCUGUGUGUAUAUUUUCCUAAAAAUAAAAAUUUAAUUUCAUAAAAUUCAACUCGGUGAAAGUUACUAGUGACGCAAAUGCUAUGAAAUAGUAUCCUAAGUAACUUUUUUAACCAGCGACCAUGUCGGAAAAAGAGAAGUCUAAGAAUUCGCAAGCAAAAUACAUUCCGAAAGAUGCCCAAGUUAUUAUGUCUAUCAUGAAGGAAGUUGGAGUAGCAGAUUAUGAACCCCGGGUCGUAAAUCAGCUUUUGGAGUUCACAUAUCGAUAUGUAACUUCUAUUUUAGACGACGCGCGUGUUUUCGCCAACCACGCUAAGAAAAAGACCAUAGAUCUUGAGGAUGUGCGAUUGGCUGUUCAAAUGCAGCUAGACAAAUCGUUUACGAGUCCCCCUCAGAGAGAAGUGUUGUUAGAGCUGGCAAGGGUGAAGAAUGUGAAUCCGUUGCCGCUGAUAAAGCCUCAUUGUGGAUUGAGACUACCUCCGGAUCGUUAUUGCUUGUCAGCCUGCAACUAUAGGCUCAAACCUGCCAUGAAGAAGACUAUAACCAAGGCCAACAUCCCAGCAACGCCGACAAUCAAAACUGUGACAACUCUGAAACCCCCACAGCAGAAAGUUGUGGUGAACCGGCCUCCAGGAGCCAUCGUAAAUGCUGCGGCAAAGACUAAUGUUGUGCCUAAGCCUGUGCUCAAGUUUACUUCGUCAAGCAAAGUAGUAGCAAAACCUGCAGUGAGAGUAACCGCUGGCCCAUCAGCAUCAGGCCCUGUCAAGAUGGAGGUUGACGACCACACCACUGCCCAGAAACGGAAGAGAGAGGAGGACGAUUAUGAUCUGUAGAUAUAUUUUUGUAACUUAGAAUGUAAGAGUAUGAGUUGGUUGAUUUUAAUGUUUUUGUAAUUGCAAGUUUAUUAUUUUA